AGAGAAUAAACACUCCCAACCCACCAACAUCGACGGAACCUCACCUUGCCUGCUGUGAAUUUUGGACUGCUUAGCAACGCCAUCCGCUGAUGCGCCGCCACACCGCACCCUCGAUCCGGUAGCCUGGCGCCCGUUCAGCGUUUCCAACCCUCCUCUUCCUUCCUUGCAUAGCGCCGACACGACAUCUGCUCGCUCCCUCACAUCAACAUGGCGGCGGUCGCUGGACCAGCCACGCCUCAGCGACCGCUCCCAGGAGCCUACACUGCCACGCCUGCCCCUCCUCCGACCAUCUUCGCAGCGAACGCGGCGUCUCUCCGACAGAACACUCAGCCGCAACAGACAGACACCAGCACCACUACGACCAGCAACAACACUCAAACCAUCACCUCUGUGGAGCGCGCAGCACGCACCAUCAACGAUGCAUUGGCGCAAGAAGCACGCUUCCCCGAACUGGAGAGCUACAUCACGCAGGGCAUCAGCGGGGAAUAUGACAUGCCAUCGACACCCGCGUGGAUGCCAUUUCAAAAGUUGAAGCAAUAUGAUAUACCGCCAAAGCUGCUCGAACAAGUCAAUCACACCGGCGUUGGCGUGCUCAUGGGCAUCUUCGCACCCCUUGGUCACGCAUGGAUCGCGCUGGACAACUGCCUAUAUCUCUGGGACUACACCCUCCCAAAUCCAGACAUUGUCGGGUGGGAAGAGAAUGUCCAUCCCAUCACGGCCAUCAAGCUGGUCAAGCCGAAACCUGGAGUCUUUGUCAAAGAGAUCGAGCAUCUAAUUGUGGUGGUCACCAGCGCUGACAUGACACUGCUUGGUGUCGCGACGGAUACAACGGAAACAGGAGCGAGGACGGUCGCGCUGUACAGCACUCGCAUGUCCAUCAAUGUGAGGGGCCUGGGUGUGGAUUUCGUGGAAGCCUCGAACAAGUCUGGCCGCAUCUUCUUCGUGGGCAGUCAAUCCGACGACAUCUACGAGUUCCAAUAUCAACAGGACGAAGGCUGGUUUCGCGGUCGAACGUCCAGGAUCUGUCAUACCAAAACUCAGUUCGCUUUUGUACAAGGCAACAUUUCAGCUGUCGGGCAAUAUUUUGGCCCCCAACGCACCCGAAGGCUCGUCCGGCAGCUGGUCAUUGAUGAUUCAAGGGGUCUAAUGUUCUCUCUCAGCAACAACAGCGAGAUUACGGUGUACAUCAUCAAAGCACAUGACCUCCAGGAAUGCUUCAUGAGGCCGAAAAGCUCAUUGCUCCAAAACACUGGACACUUCAGCCCAAGAACAGACCUGCUCGAUGAGAAGAAGAUCAAGUUCGUGUCAAUCAGCGGGCUGCCAAGUUCAGAAACCAGCAGAGUAAGCCUCAUGGCAACGACAGACAAUGGGUGCAGACUCUACCUCUCAGUCACACACCGCUAUGGCUACCCGGCGGACGAGCGCAACGCACCCACCAGCAUGCAAAUCUUGCACGUCCGCUUUCCUCCACGAGAUCCGAGCAGCAUUCCGCAAACACAAACUCCUCAGCAGCAGCCCCAGACGGCAUUUGGUACGCCGGCGAGCAACGUAGAUACCACGUCUCGUCUGCUCACAGUCACCGAAACCGCCUACCGCUUCCCCCCGGGCUAUUUCUUGUCCUUCAUCCAAGAUGCAACCCGACCCGAUCGACAUCGCGUCUUCUGCUCUGCGCCGGAUUCUGCACGGCUGAAGAAUCCUCAAGACAACACACAGCUCAACCAACGCUUUGCCGAGUUUGCAAUGCUGAUGGAUCUGCCCGGACUUCUGCAACAAGUUGCGCCCAUCACAGCCACAUCGGGAGCAACGACUACACCGCUGGGAUUUGGGAACGAAUUGGCAGAGCAAUUUGGGAAGGACAGCACCGAGAUCGCGAUUGUCACAUCGACGGCGAUCCAAACUAUUCGUCGGCGAAGACUCGUCGAUAUAUUCGCUGCCAUUAUGCGGUACGGAUCUGCUGAUGACGAAGGCCGUGAGGGUGACGUUAAACGCUUCAUUCGUUUGUAUGGUCGGACUGAGACCGCGGCGUCUGCCCUUGCCGUCGCAUGUGGCCAGGGCAAAGAUGUGACGUCCGACUCCCGCCUGAACGGCGUCAGCGACCCGCAAAUCAUCGAAGGAGCGAGGAGAGUGUUCAUCGAGCAUGGAGGCAAACCAGAAACCAAUGCCAACGCGCUCACCGAGAACAGUGGCUCGCAGCUUGACAAUGUUCGUCCCAGCCCCCGUCAUGAGGGCAUGGUGCUUUAUGUCUCGCGCUUGGUGAGGGACAUCUGGAGAGCGACUGUCGUUCGGGAAGAGGCGCUGCCAGGUGAGGGCCCUAAAUUGCAGCCAAACGUUCAACCGAACACCUUGAAGAGCGUGCAAGAGGCCCUAAACGCCCUAUCCGACUUCCUCCAACGCAACAAAACUUUCAUCGAAGGGUUGGCAGGCCCACAAGCUGCGAGUCGAAUCACGAAUCGUCAAGACGAAAUCGCCAUGCAGGGCGAACAUCGAGCCAUGCAUAGUCUGGUAGAGCUCGUCUCCAGCAUCAUCGAAGGCAUCUCCUUCGUCCUUGUCUUGUUUGACGAAUCCGUGCACGACAUCAUCAACACCCUCGGGGAGGAGAGCCGUGGGCGAGCGAAAACCCUCACCUUCGAAGCGCUCUUUGUGACCGCUGCCGGCCGCAACCUGGCAAAGGAGCUGGUCAAGGCCAUCGUCAAUCGCAACAUUGCAAAUGGCAGCAAUGUCGACACUGUCGCCGAUGCGUUGAGAAGGAGAUGCGGUAGCUUCUGUAGUGCAGAUGAUGUCGUAAUCUUCAAGGCGCAGGAGCAGGUGAAGCGUGCAUCAGAGGCUGGUAGCCAAAGUGAGACGGGCCGGGUGCUUUUGAACGAGAGUCAGCGCCUGUUUCAGAAAGUCGCGGCGAGCUUGAGCAUGGAGCAUCUGCACUGGGCGAUCGAGCAGUACGUUCAAAUGGCUUUCUACGCUGGCGCCAUCCAGCUGUGUUUGAUUGUUGCCGGCGAGCGAGAUCGCGGGCGGAGGGCGUUGGCAUGGCUGAAGGAUGGCAAGCCGGAGGGUGAUGCUCGGAAAGAGGCCUUUGAUGCGAGGAAGCAGUGCUAUGAAUUGGUGUUCGCCACGAUCCAGGAACUCGACAAGGAAACGGCGGCUUCCCCGGAGACGAUGGACGGCAAAAAUACGAUUGCCGCGAAAAGGCGGAAUGAAGCAUACGACGUUGUCAACAGCUCUGAAGACACUGUCUUCCAGACGUGCCUCUACGAUUGGUAUGUGAGCAUCGACCAAGCGGAUCGCUUGCUGGACGUCGACUCUCAGAAUGUGGUGGAGUACCUCAAACGCCGCUCACAGGAAGAUCGAAAUCAUGCGGACCUGCUUUGGAGAUACUACGCCCACCACAAUGACUUCCUACAGGCCGCGUCUGUGCAGCUUGACCUUGCACGCGGAUUUUUUGAUCUCACCCUGGAAGAGCGAAUUGAGUAUCUGAGUCGCGCGCGCACCAACGCCAGCACGAGACAGACGGCGCUGAUGGACUCGCGACAAAGCAAACAACAACUCCUGCGCGAGAUCUCCGAUCUCUUGGACGUCGCCAACAUUCAGGACGACAUCCUCCAGCGCAUGAAAUCCGACCCUCGCCUGUCCGGCGACCGGCGCUCGCAAGUCCUCCGCAGCCUCAACGGACCCGUGCUUCCCGUCGACGAGCUCUUCAACCAAUACGCAGACCAAGCCAGCUACUGGGACAUCUGCCUCGUCAUCUACCAAGUCGCGGACCACCGCAACCCCGCGGACAUCAAAGCCUCCUGGCAAAGCCUGAUCGACCAAAUCGACGACCAAGCGCGCGCCCAGUUCGGCAAGCAGGCGCUCGCAUGGGAAAGCGUAGGCGAGAAAGUGCGCGAGCUCGGGCGCCGGCUGAACGUCAACGACGCCACCUUCCCCAUUCAGACGCUCGUCCCCAUGCUCGAGCGCUACUUCAUCGAGCCGCGCGAGAACAAGCCCCCGCUCACCUGGGUGCCGGAUCUCUUCCUCGACCUCGACAUUCCCCACGAGACGCUCCUGCCCGUCAUGGAGCAGAUGUACUACGGCAACGAGCACCCGUUUACGGGCGCGAAGCGCAAACUCCUGGCGGCGCAGAUGGUGUAUUUGCUGCAGCGGUGGGUGAAGGAUAGCGAGCGCAAGGGCGAGCGGGUGCCGUGUGGCAGCGCGGAGAAUGCGAGUGUCGUGGCGGAUGCGGCGGCGAGUCUGAUGCGCAGUGGGGAUUUGGAUGCGGAGACGAAGAAGACGGCGGAGAGUUUGACUUCGAUUGUGCAGCGGGCUUUGCGGUGAGGUGGGAGAUUUGGGGAAUGCGUGUGAUGUGGGUUUGUUGGAAACAGGUUCACGCGAAGACUGGUCGUGGAGCUAUGGAGGUUCUGUCUAUCGGAUAGGAAAAGGAAGCGUGCAAAUUUCGAGCAUGGCGUGGGCGUUACAUUUGACCUGGGAAUAGCGAUUCAAACAUGCUCACGCUCCCAGCCUCGCUUGCUCGUAUCUC
Molecule: messenger RNA, 4507 nt
Organism: Neohortaea acidophila
Lineage: Eukaryota; Fungi; Ascomycota; Dothideomycetes; Mycosphaerellales; Teratosphaeriaceae
Product: Non-repetitive/WGA-negative nucleoporin C-terminal-domain-containing protein
Exons: 1
Coding region: 208-4305 (1365 amino acids)
Biological process (GO): protein localization to nuclear inner membrane; protein import into nucleus; transcription-dependent tethering of RNA polymerase II gene DNA at nuclear periphery
Cellular component (GO): nuclear pore inner ring; nuclear pore
Molecular function (GO): structural constituent of nuclear pore
Source: RefSeq, a predicted model, not a curated record